This is a messenger RNA of Quercus lobata, 4156 nucleotides long. Its product is annotated as receptor-like protein 6. The record is from RefSeq and is a predicted model, not a curated record. Gene Ontology annotation, molecular function: protein binding. The coding region runs from base 103 to 3114 and encodes 1003 amino acids. The transcript is spliced from 5 exons. Lineage: Eukaryota; Viridiplantae; Streptophyta; Magnoliopsida; Fagales; Fagaceae.
UCUCGUCUAUAAAUAAAUGUAUCUAUGCUAUCUCAUUUCCUAUCUCUUCCUAAACUAUAUCAUUCCUUCUGAAUCUGAUUUCUAAAACCAGCCAGAGCAAAAAUGGAGCGGGUAUUACUCUUACUCAUUUGCUUCCUCUUGCUUUCUCAACCUAAUAAUUGUUCCUCUUCUCUCUCUUUUAAUUCAUCAACGCCUCUUUGCCAUUCACACCAAUCCUCUGCUUUGCUCCAUUUCAGAAACUCUCUUUCGGGAGGUCCUUCUCAUACUUUUUGUCAUGGGUAUUCUUAUCCUCCGAAGAAUUCGUGGAAAAUGGGUACAGAUUGUUGUGGGUGGGAUGGGGUCACCUGUGAUAUGAUUACAGGCCAUGUCAUUGGUGUCGACCUUACUUGCAGUGGGCUUCAAGGUCCCAUCCAUCCCAAUAGCACCCUUUUCUCUCUUCGCCAUCUCCAGCGGCUCAACCUUGCUUUGAACGAUUUCCAUGGCUCCACAAUUUCAUCUAAGUUUGGUGGCUUUGCGAACAUGACGCAUCUCAACUUCACUUCGUCCUUCGUUGCUGGUAAUUUCCCAUCCGAAAUCUCCCACUUAUCCAAACUGGUCUCACUUGAUCUCUCUUGGAAUUUUGACUUGAGAAUUGAAACGCCUAGUUUGAAAAGGCUUGUUCAAAACCUAACCCAUUUAACUGAACUUGUUUUGGAUUAUGUUGACAUGUCUUCUGUUCCACCUAAUUCUUUCAUGAAUUUGUCUUCCUCUUUGACAUCUCUUAGACUUUCUGAUUGUGGAUUGAAAGGGAGAUUCCCAGAUAAUAUAUUCCACCUUCCAAACCUCCAGCUGCUCGAUGUAAGUUCCAACUACAAUCUCACCGGUUCCCUUCCAACAUAUAACUGGAGUACUCCUCUCAAGUCCUUGGAUCUCUCCAAAACCGAAUUCCCAAUCGACUUACCAAAUUUAAUCAGCAAUCUCAAGUCCUUAAAAGAAUUGUACCUCAGUAAUUGCAAUUUCAUAGGUUCAUCGUAUCCUACAUUUCCUUCAAACCUCACACAAAUAACUUCUUUGGACCUCUCAUAUAAUAACUUUGGUGGUCAGUGUCCAUGGUCCCUCCUAAACAAUGCAGGACUUACUAUCUUAGAUCUCUCAGGCAACAAUUUCAUAGGUCAAGUUCCAGAUUUUUCAACGAAUUGGACACAAGUUUCUUCUUCAAACAGUUCUUCCAAUAGUCAGUCAGUUAGUCAAAUUCCUUCCAAUUUGGUAUCUCUCAUUUUAUCUUAUAACUUAUUGAACGGCACUAUACCAUCUUGGUUGUAUGACAUACCAUCUUUGCAGGACUUAGUUUUAGACAAUAACCAACUCACUGGACAGAUUGAUGAAUUCCAUCAUAAUUCUUUAAAGCAUCUUGAUUUGAGUAAUAACAACCUACAUGGCCACCUUCCAAUCUCAAUUGCUAAACUUGUGAGCCUUCUCCAACUUAAUAUCUCCUUCAAUAAUUUAAGUGGUAGUGUGGAGCAAAACAUCUUCACAAAGCUCGAAAGUCUAUCCGAGGUUGAUCUUUCACAUAAUCCUCUCUUAUCAUUCCACACGUAUAGCUAUAACAUUGUAUACUAUACCUUGCCCGAACUUCAAUCAUUAUCUUUGUCAUCUUGCAACAUAAGUGAGUUCCCGUAUUUCUUAAAAUCCACAGAAAAUUUAAAUUCAUUAGACCUUUCCAACAACCAAAUCAAUGGCAGUAUUCCGACAUGGUUGUUGGAGGUGAAGAUGGAUUCAUUGAGUUUCCUGAAUCUUUCGUACAACUCCUUGGCAAGAAUAGGAAACCUUCCAUGGAAGAACUUGCGAGUUCUUGAUCUUCAUUCUAACUUGCUUGAAGGACCACUUCCAGUACCUCCACUACACACUUAUUUCUUUUCAGUCUCGAGGAAUAAUUUAAUUGGAGAGAUCCCUCUCUUGAUUUGCAAUCUCAGUUCACUCCAAUACCUUGAUUUGUCUUAUAAUCACUUGAGUAACAUGAUUCCUCCAUGUUUGGGAAACUUAAGUAAUCAUCUCAUAGAUUUGGAUUUGCAAAGUAACAAUCUUCAUGGUACUAUCCCUUCAACAUUUGCAAAGGGCUGUUACUUGAGAAGUCUUAAACUCAAUGGCAACCGAUUGGAAGGUUCAUUGCCACAAUCAUUGGUCCAUUGUAGAAAGUUGGAAGUUCUAGAUUUUGGUAACAACAAGAUUAAUGGAACCUUUCCUCUUUGGUUGGAAAAUCUUCCAAAGUUGCAGGUUCUUAUCUUGCGGUCAAACAACUUUCAUGGUACCUUAGGCAACCCCAAGACCAAAUUCUCAUUCCCAAAUUUGCGAAUCAUAGACCUCUCUCACAAUGAGUUCCAUGGGCAUUUGCCGACAAACCUUUUCAAGUAUUUAAAAGCCAUGAUGAAUGCGAGUGCGGGCAAAGGUGAAUUGAAAUAUAUGGGUGAUUAUUAUUAUCAAGAUUCUGUGACAGUGACAAUGAAAGGGCUUUCCAUUGAAUUGGUAAAAAUCCAAAAUCUAUUCACAACCAUUGAUUUCUCCAACAAUGAUUUCAAAGGAGAAAUUCCAAAGGCAAUUGGAGAGCUUCAAUCACUUAAGGGGCUUAAUUUUUCACACAAUAAUCUUACAGGUCAUAUGCCGCCAUCGUUGGGAAAAUUAACCAAUCUUGAAUGGUUAGAUCUUUCCUCAAACAAGCUCAUAGGUGAAAUUCCUAUACAAUUGGUAGAUCUCACAUCACUGGCAGUUUUAAACCUAUCAGAAAACCAUCUUUUUGGACAGAUACCUCAAGGUAAACAGUUCAAUACCUUUACGAAUGAUUCUUACAAUGGGAACCUGGGGUUAUGUGGAUUUCCAAUGACAAAAGCUUGUGGCAAUGAUGAGGGACAACAAUUAUUGCCAUCAUCAACCACUCAAGAAGAUGAUUUCAAAUUUGAAAAUGGGUUUAAUUGGAAAGUUGUAUUGUUGGGGUACAGUUGUGGAUUCAUGUUUGGAUUGGGUUUGGGUUAUCUUGUGUUCUCAAGUGGGAAACCGAAAUGGCUUGUGAAUAUUGUUUAUGGAGAACAAGAUAACAAGGUACAAAGAUCCAAGAAGAAUGCUCCUAGACGAACUCAUUGAAGAAAAUUUUGGUGGAUGCAAAUACUAAUUCUAGCCUUCUUCACCCAUGAAAUCAUUGGAAAUGAGUGAGUCUGCAGUGGGGAUGUCAUAUUUGCAGGAAUUGUCACCUUCGAUAUCAUCUGGGGCAGGUUUUGACACUCACAACUGUCAGAGCUUGUUAAAGGGGAGAGGGCUCCUUUUUGCCGAUCAGAAAUUGAUAGCUAAUGAGAAGACCGCGAGAUUGGUAAGGGUUUAUGCUUCAGAUGAUGGAUCAACCUUUCGAAUGGACUUUGCUUGGGCAAUGAUGAAGAUGUCAGGUCUUAAUGUUCUGACUGGAUCUCAAGGUCAGGUCCAAAGAAACUACUCCUUGGCUUUGGUCAAUUCCUAAGUGACAGUCUGACCAUAAUGAACUCUUGAGAUCUUUUUUCUUUCAUAAUGCCAGAGAGUAAGUCAACAACUGGUCUUUCAUGGGAACCUAAAUUUUUCACCAGGAACCCAUAAUGGGUGUGAGAGCGAAUCUCAGAAUCAGAGUUGAACCAGUGCACUUUGGAGACCUAAUUCAGAGCUUGUUGAUGGGCUUUUCCUCUCUAGAAAGUUGAAACAAAUUUAAGAGAAAGCAUCUCAAAAAUACUGCUGGAAAAGCAUGGUUUGACUUGCCUCCACAAACCAUAACCCCUAAGAUUGAGAAAGAUUUGUGUUUACUGAAGUUGAGAAGUGCCAUUGAUCUGAAAAGGCACUACAAGAAGGGUGAUUCAAAAUCCAAAACAUUGCUCAAGUAUUUCCUGGCAAGUCUAUUUGUAAUUUCUAGACUAAAAGUAUAGCAUGUGAUAUCUUGGAGCUCUAACUAGGACAGUGUGUAUAUUCUUCUUUGGGUGGUAUACAUUUUGUCAUUUAGGCUUGGUUAAUUCAUACCCCUUUUUGUCUUUUGACAAUUAGAUCGGGGAUGAUGAUAGUGUCAACAUCAUACUUCUUCACAGUUAGACUAAUGAGGAAAGAGAGAAAGGAGGGAACAAUUGCAGCUGAGUUGUUAUCUGAUCAUACCCUUGCUGACUACAGGUGAGAU